GGAUACGAUAACAAAGAAACUACCGGUAAAUUAUCUGGUUGGCGGGACCAGGGUAAUGUGAGUAUAAGAGGUCGAUCGCAACCUCUUAGGAAACCACCUGCUCCUCGGCCGCCAGUGACCAUCAGGAAAAUAAUCAACCCUCCUAAAGCCCAAUUCUUUCAAGAAUAAAUCGAAUCAUCUUUAAAAGAGAGAAAAACAUGUCUCUACCAACUUCCACCCCAAUUGAAGGUCAGCUCUCCACCGGCCUCCCAGAAACCUUUUCCCACAUAACUACCCACGAUCCCAUCACCAAGCAAGCCGUCUUCCACUCCUCCCGCCCGGCAUCCUGGAAAGUUUUCGAUGGCCACCAAAUGGCCUUCAACGUAGUCUACACCACCUCGACAUUCCCAGUAGACUUGAGUAACGACGCCGAUGUCAAGGCCCAUGACAAGAUGAUGGAGGAGUACAAACUCGGGUUGGUAAAUCCUGGCGGCACGGUCCUGCGCAUGGUGGAUUUUGCUCCCGGAUAUGAGUGCAUCAUGCACAGGACUGAAUCUCUGGAUUAUGGGAUUGUGCUGGAAGGAAAGGUAGAGGCGCUGCUGGAUUCUGGUGAGAAGAGGGUUGUUACUAGGGGCGACGUAGUGGUGCAGAGAGGGACGAUGCACGCUUGGAAGAAUCCUAGUGAGACGGAGUGGGCGCGGAUGAUUUUUGUACUGCAGGAGUCCAAGGAGGUGGUUAUUGGUGGGGAGGUGCUUGGGGAGAACUUGGGUGCGGGGGUAGAGGGGCUGCCGAGUAGCCGUUAGGUUACGGUGCUUGGUGAUUCGUGGAUAAGUCACUACUUGAGUAAAUGCAAUUAUCAACUAAUUUUUAUUUAUUUUUCUAAUUGAAGAAUUAACUUGGAUAUCCUAUU
Molecule: messenger RNA, 889 nt
Organism: Tuber melanosporum (Perigord truffle)
Lineage: Eukaryota; Fungi; Ascomycota; Pezizomycetes; Pezizales; Tuberaceae
Exons: 2
Coding region: 198-782 (194 amino acids)
Source: RefSeq, a predicted model, not a curated record